ACUGAUGUUGAGAAGACACUUCUUACUUUCCCGAAAAUUGAAGAAAUUUCAUAUGUUAUGCUAAAAGACGACUAUCCAAUCACCCUGCACAAACCAGAGGAGCAAACCGUGCCUGGCUUUUACGUCAGAGCGAGUGACAGUCUAGACAUUUGUUCAGAACACACGAUGACCCUCUUGAGGUGGUACUUUAAUGGUAAUGAAACUGACUUGAAGGAUCUUAGUUGUUACGUAGAUGGGGAACUCUUUUGCAGUGGAGUGCAGCUCGGUGAAAGGAGAGAAGUCGGAAUAUGCAGUAACUUUCACCUAGUUAUUUUUAUGUUGACUUUGGCCUUCAUGGCUUCAUAA
This is a messenger RNA of Dibothriocephalus latus, 345 nucleotides long. The record is from the annotation of a GenBank genome assembly. NCBI's taxonomy places the organism in Eukaryota, Metazoa, Platyhelminthes, Cestoda, Diphyllobothriidea, Diphyllobothriidae.